Cordyceps militaris CM01 is the source of this 531-nucleotide messenger RNA. RefSeq lists its product as uncharacterized. The coding region runs from base 1 to 531 and encodes 176 amino acids. The record is from RefSeq and is a predicted model, not a curated record. Lineage: Eukaryota; Fungi; Ascomycota; Sordariomycetes; Hypocreales; Cordycipitaceae. The transcript is spliced from 3 exons.
AUGGCCUCACCCGGCCUGUCAAGACUUGGGUUGCCCGUAUCGUGCAAUGCCGCCCCCCCUCUUCAAUUGACUCCGCCGAAUGGAGUCGUUGUCCUCUUUGAAGAGAAAAUGGCGCGUGAGCAACAACAACGGCCCUUUGACAUGGCCGUGCACCGGUUAUCGGGGCUCGCUGCCGGCACAUCCAAUGAUAUGCUUCUUUUAUGCGUCUCGGGCAACAACUCCUACCACUUGGUCACCAUCGCCGACACACACACACAGAGACAAGAGCUGAUCCGGGCCAUGGCCGGGAUCUUCAGGACCACAGCGUUGCACCCGCGUCCAGAUCUACAAAAAUGCUCCGUUGGUUCAUGGGGAGGGGGGAAGGCAGCACCUAUGCUGUCGCAGAAUGGGCCGACAUUCAUCUCCAGCUUGGACCUGGCGGUGAUCCCCGGCGGCAUGUCUCGGCCGAAGGGUCCCCCCUCCUUCGGCGAGUUCCGUGACCUACACGGCGAGGUUGAGCAUGCAUUAACGAGGCCCGCUGGUACUGCGUAG